Drosophila subpulchrella is the source of this 716-nucleotide messenger RNA. Its product is annotated as coiled-coil-helix-coiled-coil-helix domain-containing protein 10, mitochondrial. The record is from RefSeq and is a predicted model, not a curated record. Bases 90 to 614 code for a protein of 174 amino acids. Gene Ontology annotation, biological process: mitochondrion organization. Gene Ontology annotation, cellular component: nucleus; mitochondrion. The transcript has a single exon. NCBI's taxonomy places the organism in Eukaryota, Metazoa, Arthropoda, Insecta, Diptera, Drosophilidae.
AGGUCUUGUCAUUCUAAAUUCAGCUUUCUAGGCGAAAGCAGGUCAGCCUUUUGAUUUGAUUCUACUCAUUUCCUGCGAUUCUGAAGGAUAUGCCUCGUCAGCGCUCCGAAAGUCCGAGAUCCUCGGGAUCCACUCGCCGCCAAAACAGCCGGAGCAGCCAUGUCUUCGCCACAAAGCCAUCUUCUCGGGGGAGCAGCAGGGAUCUGCCGGCGGUGCAGCAGCCCAAGAAGGAACCCCCACCAGCGGCAGCUCCGGCGGCGGAGGCCAAGGGUCCCAGCACGGGGGAGCGGUUCAAGGACAUGGCCACCACGGCGGCCGGAGUGGCGGCAGGAUCCGCCGUGGGUCACGCCGUGGGCGCAGGACUCACCGGGAUGUUCCAAGGACGCGGGCAGGCCAGUGCUCCCGCCAAGGAGCAGCCCCAGCAGGAGGGAUCCUUGGGCGCCGCAGCUGCAGCCUCCCCCUCCGCUCACCACACCCAACUGGUGGAGGACGGUCCCUGCGCCUUCGAGCUGAGGCAGUUCCUCAAGUGCACCGAGGAGAACGGCAGCGAUCUCUCCAUCUGCAAGGACUUCAACGAGGCCAUGCAGCAGUGCCGGCGGCGCUACAAUGUUUGAGAUCCUGAAUACCGGAGGCCAAUAUCGGAACAAGCAAUUAGAUGAGACUUAACUCCUACAAUUUCAUUACUUAGUUCGAAAUAAAAUCAAUUUUAUCUAAAA